UUUUGAAAGGCAUUUUCUUCUUGACGAUUUGACGCAGGGUUCGGAAGUGGUGCCAGAUCUUCUAGUGUUUUUUUUUUUUAUCGUCUAUAGUUUGACAAGCGUAUGUUCAAUUCAGCAUGUCUGCACGAAACCCGGGGACCAAACUCGACUUGGAGUGGGUGUCCAAAGUGAAGGUCAACACUCAGGCUGUCCUGAAACGAGCUCAGCAGAUCCAAGCUCAGAAGAUCCCCAAGAAGCAGUGGCAGGCUGCCUGGCUGCUCAAGGCCAUCACAUGCAUCGACCUGACCACUCUUGCUGGAGACGACACGCCAUCCAACGUACAUCGGCUUUGCCUGAAGGCCACCCAGCCUGUCCGGUACGACCUGCUCCAGGAGAUGGACAUGCAUGACAAAGGAGUGACUACUGCUGCUGUGUGUGUGUACCCGUCUCGAGUGGCGGACGCUGUGAAGUCAUUGAAAGCAGCCAACUCCAGCCUCCCUGUUGCCUCAGUUGCUACUGGUUUCCCGGCAGGCCAGACCCCACUGGAGACCCGUCUGCAGGAAGUCCGCAUGGCUGUCGCUGACGGCGCCACCGAGAUCGACAUUGUCAUCAACAGAACUCUGGCGCUGACGGGACAGUGGGAAGCCAUGUAUGAUGAGAUUCGUCAGUUUCAGGAGGCCUGUGGCGAUGCCCACAUGAAGACCAUCCUUGCUAUCGGAGAACUGGGAACCUUCACCAACGUCUACAAAGCCAGCCUGGUCUCCAUGAUGGCAGGGUCAGACUUCAUUAAGACCUCCACUGGAAAGGAGAGUGUCAACGCCACUUACCCCGUCGCCAUAGUGAUGGUGAGGGCCAUCCGUGACUACUUCCUGUCCACCGGCUACAAGGUGGGGUUCAAGCCAGCAGGUGGCAUCAGAACAGCAAGUGAGUCCCUGGUGUGGCUCAUCCUGAUGAAGGAAGAACUUGGCAACGAGUGGCUGAGCCCUCACCUGUUUCGCCUGGGAGCCAGCAGCCUGCUGGCUGACAUCGAGAGACAGAUUUACCACCACGUGACCGGGAAGUAUGCCGCCUAUCACCAGCUGCCGAUGGCCUGAUGCUACGGAGGAGAUUCCCAUUGGACCAAACCAAACCUCAAGCUCACCACAGGCGCCUUGAACCAAGAGGUUUUACUAUGUAACUGACCAUUUGUUUAAGCCUGCUCCAGUCUCUCUCCUGCUGCAGGUCUUUGUUACACACACCAAACCAGAAUCGCAGAGCAGCAUUUAAAAUGCCCAGGAAGUGAAAUUGUUGUGCUUGACACAUGAUGCAGGCCUUGUUUCCUGUAAGCCAUCACAGACCUCAA
Molecule: messenger RNA, 1321 nt
Organism: Synchiropus splendidus (mandarinfish)
Lineage: Eukaryota; Metazoa; Chordata; Actinopteri; Syngnathiformes; Callionymidae
Gene: dera
Product: deoxyribose-phosphate aldolase (putative)
Exons: 9
Coding region: 117-1073 (318 amino acids)
Biological process (GO): carbohydrate catabolic process; deoxyribonucleotide catabolic process
Cellular component (GO): cytoplasm
Molecular function (GO): deoxyribose-phosphate aldolase activity
Source: RefSeq, a predicted model, not a curated record